Molecule: messenger RNA, 1698 nt
Organism: Vombatus ursinus (common wombat)
Lineage: Eukaryota; Metazoa; Chordata; Mammalia; Diprotodontia; Vombatidae
Product: rhodopsin kinase
Exons: 7
Coding region: 1-1698 (565 amino acids)
Biological process (GO): protein phosphorylation; signal transduction; regulation of opsin-mediated signaling pathway
Cellular component (GO): cytoplasm
Molecular function (GO): ATP binding; rhodopsin kinase activity
Source: RefSeq, a predicted model, not a curated record
AUGGAUUUUGGAUCAUUGGAGACCGUUGUGGCCAAUUCUGCCUUCAUAGCUGCCCGGGGCAGUUUCGAUGCAAGUGGUAGUUCCCAUUUAUCCCGGGACAAGAAGUACCUUUCGAAGCUCAAACUACCUCCUCUCUCCAAAUGUGAAUCCCUACGGGACACUCUUAACUUAGAAUUUGAAAACAUUUGCUCUGAGCAGCCUAUUGGCAAGCGCCUCUUUCAGCAGUUCCUAAAAAAUGAUGAGCGAUAUGUCCCUGCUGUCGAGUUAUGGAGGGACAUCGAGGACUACGAUACGGCGGAUAAUGAUUUUCGCCUUCAAAAAGCCCAGGCCAUCCUUGCCGACUACCUGGACCCCAAGGCCAAGCUUUUCUGCAGCUUCCUGGAGGAGGGGAUGGUUGAGAAGGUCAAGGAGAAACACUCAAGCAUCCCCAAUGGACUCUUCCGACCUCUUCUUCAGGCAACCCUGUGCUACCUGAGUGAGGCUCCCUUCCAAGAGUACCUGGAGAGCUUGUAUUUCUUGAGAUUCCUGCAGUGGAAGUGGCUGGAAGCCCAGCCCAUCGGGGAAGACUGGUUUUUGGACUUCAGGGUCCUGGGAAAAGGGGGUUUUGGGGAGGUGUCAGGUUGCCAGAUGAAAGCCACAGGCAAGAUGUACGCCUGUAAAAAACUGAAUAAGAAGAGGCUGAAGAAAAGAAAAGGGUAUCAAGGCGCUAUGGUAGAGAAGAGGAUCCUAGCGAAGGUCCAUAGCAGGUUUAUAGUUUCUUUGGCCUAUGCAUUUGAAACCAAAACUGACCUCUGUUUGGUGAUGACAAUAAUGAAUGGAGGAGACUUAAGGUAUCACAUUUACAAUGUCGAUGAGGAGAAUCCUGGUUUUGAGGAAGCAAGAGCCGUCUUUUACAUUGCCCAGAUCAUCUGUGGCAUGGAACACCUCCACCAGAAGAGAAUUGUGUAUAGGGAUCUCAAACCAGAGAAUGUCCUGUUGGAUAAUGACGGGAACGUCCGGAUUUCUGAUCUUGGCCUUGCUGUGGAACUGAAGGAAGGACAGACAAAGACAAAAGGUUAUGCGGGCACCCCAGGUUUCAUGGCGCCAGAAUUACUUCGGAGUGAGGAAUAUGAUUUCUCCGUGGACUACUUUGCCUUGGGGGUUACAUUAUACGAGAUGAUUGCAGCCAGAGGACCCUUUCGAGCCAGAGGAGAAAAGGUUGAAAAUAAAGAGCUCAAACAGAGAAUUAUUUCUGAGUCUGUAAAGUACACAGAGAAAUUCAGCAAGGCCAGCAAGGACUUCUGUGAAGCCCUUCUUGAAAAAGAUCCAGGGAAGCGUGCUGGAUUCAAAAAUGGCAACUGUGAUGAGCUCCGAGUCAAUGUCCUCUUCAAGGAUAUCAACUGGAGGCAGCUAGAAGCUGGUAUGCUGAUACCUCCUUUUAUCCCUGACUCUAGAACUGUCUAUGCAAAGAACAUCCAGGAUGUUGGUGCCUUUUCCACUGUUAAAGGGAUUGUCUUUGACAGAACAGAUACUGAGUUCUUUCAGGAAUUUGCAACUGGAAAUUGUCCCAUACCCUGGCAGGAAGAGAUGAUUGAAAUGGGUAUUUUUGGGGACCUGAAUGUGUGGCGUGCUGAUGGCCAGAUGCCCGAUGACAUGAAAGGGAUAGCUGUGGAAGAGCCAUCCUCAUCAGCCAAGUCAGGAAUGUGUCUGAUCUCCUAG